Molecule: messenger RNA, 2498 nt
Organism: Drosophila novamexicana
Lineage: Eukaryota; Metazoa; Arthropoda; Insecta; Diptera; Drosophilidae
Gene: Mgat4b
Product: alpha-1,3-mannosyl-glycoprotein 4-beta-N-acetylglucosaminyltransferase A
Exons: 1
Coding region: 96-1535 (479 amino acids)
Biological process (GO): protein N-linked glycosylation
Cellular component (GO): endoplasmic reticulum; Golgi stack; endoplasmic reticulum-Golgi intermediate compartment
Molecular function (GO): acetylglucosaminyltransferase activity
Source: RefSeq, a predicted model, not a curated record
UGCGGAUCAUAAACUUUCGUAUCAUACUAAUAUUUUGCGCGCUCCUUACAUUCUUGUGGAUUUAUCUGACAAAUCUGCCUCGAGAACCACAUCCAAUGAAGACAGAAAAGUCGGUUGUGAAUCAUACUAAACGGCUGGCCAACUACAGCCAUAGUCAACGGUCGAUGGUCAAGGACACAUAUCAGACGAUAACGGGUGAAAAACAACGCACGGAUCCGUUGUGGCAGCGUAUCUUGCAGGGAUCACCUCUUUUGCUCGGUUCAAGCUAUAGUAACGGCCGGACUGGUGUUCAAUUUGUGCUAGGCGUACCCACUGUACGCCGAGUGGGUGAGAAUUAUUUGUUGGAGACAGUGGCUCAUCUGAUAGAGAAAUUGAGCGACUACCAGCGCAACAGUUGCCUCAUUGUGAUCUACAUAGGCGAGACGGACAGUCAAAUUGUGGAGUCUAUAUGGAAAGAGAUAGGUGACUCAUUUGGCUACCAUUUGGAUGAUGGCCUGAUUGAUGUCAUAUCACCACCAGUUAAUUAUUAUCCAGACUUUGAAUCGCUCUUUAUAACGCUGCACGAUGAUCCAAAUCGCGUGCGUUGGCGCACAAAGCAGGUCCUGGACUAUAUGUACCUGAUGACAUAUGCAAGCAGCCGUGGUAGCUACUAUCUACAACUGGAGGAUGAUAUCGAACCGACUGUUGGAUAUUUGGAUUAUAUUAUCCAGCUAAAGGCAUUGCAUACGCACUUUCGUCUAGACCAUCAUCGUGGCUGGAUUGUUUUAAGUUUCUCGGAGCUGGGUUUUAUUGGCAAGCUUUUCCACGUGUAUGAGAUCAAACCGUUUUUAGCCCAUGUGCAGAAUUUUUACAAUGAUCAACCCAUUGACUGGUUGCUGUAUUCCUAUGUGAAGUUACGAAGCUGCCCCUGGGACAGCUUUAAUACUGCGGACUGCGAGCGCGACUUUUUCAUGAACUAUAUACGCGCCACCCAGUCUCAAUUUCAGCACAUUGGCGUGGAGUCCUCUCUGCGUUCCAAGGAGCAAAAGCUUCGCGACGAGAGAUACGAACGGAAUUCGGGGCAGCAAAUUAUGGAACAUCUGCGUCGGCCGCUAAACUUGGUAACCUCUCACACGCAUACGUUUCUGCAGGAUAGAAGACAUUUUGGACCUGGCGAGACCUUUAUGUGGAGCUACGUGCCGCAGGUCUCCUUGUUAAUGCGUUACCUGCUAAGUCACCUAAAUGAUUUCAGUCAGAUUAAAAUUGGAAAUGGUUGUCAUCGGGAAAAUGAUAGCUUUAGUGAACUGACUGUUAAUUUAUAUAAAAAGGCGCCCAUUGUGGAUGGAUCACAUAAGCGACGUUUUGGUUUCCUUCUAAGUUACACCCAUCAGAUUGAAGCAGGGAAUCCACAUAUAUUGUACUUUUAUAUGACGGAAAACGCAAUGGACAGUAAUGAAAGCAAUUGGAUUGGACGCUUUAAUUGGACCAAUAAAGGAACUUCUUUAAAUAUAGAUAUGUGUGUGAAAAUUUGGUUUUUACUGUGGUCUCUGAUAUGACUUUUAUAAAAAUUUUUAUAACUCGACGGCAACUAUUCUCGAUUAUAGUGAAGUGAAGGCGCUAUAAUUCCAAUCAUGAACCGGAUAUACCGGCGCGACCCUUAGCCAACUUUUCUAUUAGAAUUUCCAGGGUUUAAACGUCAACCUAAAGACGUGAUUAGUAUUAAAAGAUCGUUUACGAUACUUAUGUGUAAUUGUAAAAAAUCAAAUACUGCAAAAAGUGUGUUCUCUUUUGCAGCCAGUUUGUAAAAAUUGCCUUGUCCCUAGACUUUCGUUUGCUCUGUUUCGUCAGGGUAAAAUGCCAAAAGGGGUUUAAUUUUUUAUUCUUCAUCUGCUUGACAUUUCGAAACAGCAAACAAAAAUGGAAAAUAACUUGAGAUAUUGCACACAAUCAAUAUUAAAGAUAACAAAGCAAAUGUUAAACUUUUGGGGGUAGAAAACAAAUACAACAUUAUUACGACAAAAGUAAACUGAGGCUGCGAUUGCCAGUGCGGUGGCUGUUCAAGUGCAGGCGGCUAAAAAACAAAAAAGGAAGAAAUAUACAGAAUUUCCAUCAACUAAAUCAGCAAAGCAUAGAAAAUCGAUGAAGCAUGACAACAGCGCGAAGAAAUCAGAAAAGAAAAAUUCAGCCAUAGCCAAAGAAAAAGCAAAGCAAAAGCAGAAGCAGAGCAAAGGCGAGCCUUGAAUAAGAAAUCAUUUUCACUAAUGAUGCUGGCUAAGUGAAGAAGAAGAAGCUGAACAGAACGUCAUUCAGAUUGUGCCAAAGAUAAAGCUACCAGUUGUUGUUGGUUAACCAUGAGACCAAAAUAGUAUCCUUAUCAUAAUGAUGAUGACGACGGCGAUGAUGAUUACAAUGAUGAUGCUUUGGCGUUUGGCUUUAAACUUUACCUACAUGUGCCGGGCGGACUUUGGCAAUUUCCUGCCGUUGACAAAGAUGUAGCUACCCAAUUUAUAGAGUAUUUU